AAGAGAGAAAACAUCACUGUUAGCUAACGGUUGUUCAGGUGUCUAAUGUCCGCGACACCAGCGGCUGUAAACAACACAGCUAAAAAUCUUAGCAGGCUAGUCUUAGUUAUUGACAACGAAUUCUCAUCACUGGAUGUGACUGUGGCAGCCGUCGACCAUGAGCAACAGUCACCCUCUGCGUCCACUGGCCUCCGUCUCGGAGAUCGACCACAUCCACCUGCUGUCGGAGCAGCUUGGAGCCCUAGUUCUCGGUGAAGAGUACAGCGAUGUUACCUUCAUCGUGGAGGAGAAGCGCUUCCCCGCGCACCGGGUCAUUCUGGCAGCUCGCUGUCACUACUUCAGGGCCCUGCUGUAUGGUGGGAUGAAAGAGUCCCAGCCCCAGGCAGAGGUGCCUUUGGAGGAGACACGUGCUGAAGCCUUCUCCAUGCUUCUACACUACCUGUACACAGGCCGGGCCAGCCUCAGCUCCGCCAGGGAAGAGGUGGUGCUUGACUUCCUGGGUCUGGCUCACCGUUAUGGCCUUCAGCCGCUGGAGGACUCGACCUCAGAGUUCCUCCGCACCAUCCUGCACACCAACAAUGUCUGCCUGGUUUUUGAUGUGGCUAGUCUCUACUCUCUGAGCAUGCUCAGCGCAGCCUGCUGUGCCUAUAUGGACAGACAUGCACCUGAAGUGUUGGUUUCCGAUGGCUUCCUCCUGCUCUCCAAAACUGCUCUUCUGACUGUGGUCAGGCGGGACUCAUUUGCUGCCAGUGAAAAGGAAAUCUUUCAGGCCCUUUGUCGGUGGUGUCGGCAGCAUGGGGAGGGGCCUGACACAAAGGAGGUAAUGUUAGCCGUACGGCUGGCGCUCAUGACCCUGACAGAAAAGCUGAAGGUGCGACCGUCUGGCCUUCUGAGCCCAGAUGACCUGCUGGAUGCCAUCAAGACCCGCUCUGAGAGCCGCAACAUGGACCUUAACUACCGGGGAAUGCUCAUCCCAGAGGAAAACAUUGCUACCAUGAAAUAUGGAGCGCAGGUAGUGAAAGGGGAGCUGAAGUCAGCGCUGCUGGAUGGAGACACCCAGAACUAUGACCUGGAUCACGGUUUCUCCAGACAUCCCAUCGAGGAGGAUGGCAGGGCUGGGAUCCAGGUCAAGCUGGGCCAGCCGUCCAUUAUCAACCAUAUCCGCCUCCUGCUGUGGGACAGAGACAGUCGGUCGUACUCCUACUACAUCGAAGUAUCUAUGGAUGAGCUGGACUGGGUGCGUGUUGUGGACCAUUCCAAGUACCUCUGCCGCUCCUGGCAGAAACUCUACUUCACACCACGUGUUUGCAGGUACAUUCGCAUUGUGGGAACACACAACACGGUCAACAAGGUCUUCCACCUCGUGGCUUUUGAAUGCAUGUUCACCAACAGCCCAUGUACCCUGGAGAAUGGACUUGUGGUGCCCAGAGAGAACGUGGCCACCAUCGCAUCAUGUGCCAGCGUCAUCGAGGGCGUGAGCCGCAGCAGAAAUGCCUUGCUCAACGGUGACACGCGCAACUAUGACUGGGACUCAGGCUACACCUGCCACCAGUUGGGCUCCGGAGCCAUUGUCAUCCAGCUGGCUCAGCCCUACUCCAUUGGCUCCUUAAGGCUGCUGCUAUGGGACUGUGACGAGCGCUCAUACAGUUACUACGUUGAAGUCUCCACCAAUCAGCAGCAGUGGACGAAGGUGGUUGACCGCACCAGGGCAGCGUGUCGAUCAUGGCAGACCUUGAAGUUUAAUAACCAGCCUGCAUCUUUCAUCCGUAUUGUUGGGACACACAACACUGCCAAUGAGGUGUUCCACUGCGUUCACUUUGAAUGUCCUGCUCAGCUGGACAUAGAAGUGAAUGAAGGCAGUCCGAGCCUGGACUCAUCUGACUCUGGGACUGCCUCUCAACAGCUGCGACCCCAACGACCAUCACGCACACACACCCUGCUGCCCUCCCAGGCCUCUUCGUCGUCAUCGUCGUCCUCACAGUCCCAUCAUUGAGUGCACUCGCCCUAUCGUUGGAAGAUGUUGAGAGGAAGGGAGACUUCAGAAUGCAUUUUUGCACAGCCUUCAACAUCCAGAUUGCACUGCUUUAGCGCUGCUAAAGGCGAUUGUCUCAUUGUCAUAAGUCGUGGUCCUUCUGUCAUAAGUGCAACAUUAGAGACUGGUGUAUCUGUAGCAGAAGAAUUUAGGGCUCCAAUCUUCCCAGGUUUGAAACCUAAAGUUAGGUAUUACACCCAUAAGCUCAUACAUUUUUGUGAAGGUACUUUUUAGCUACUAAGACUCAAAUUAUGUCCCUUCAAAGUCAUCAAGGUGGAGUCUGUACUUCUCCAAAGAUGAGGCACGUACUGAAAUGUGGUUCUACUGUACCACCAAAGAGCAGUGAGACCAGGGUGCGGUUGCUGUCAGGGUUUUACAAGUUAUCCUUAAACAAGCUAUUUUUUUAAGGACAGUUGUCUUAAAACAACUCCACAUACCUUUCAUACCGUCAUUGUAACAGAAUAGUAAUCAAAUAUUUUUUGAGGUUUGGAAUUAAAUUCUUCAACGGUUUGCCAAAGCUAUGGAGUGAAUGCAUUCUGUGGUGUAUGUAUGCAAAUAGCACAUAAUCCAAUUCUGCAUUUGCAUAUUAAGUAAAAGCUGAGCAUUUGUUGACAGACUUUUAGACCUAAAAACCAAAAUCUGUCUUUAUCUGGUGUGGCAUUUUCAUAGUUGAACUUCAUACUUCAAAAAAAGAUAAAAUUAAACCUUGAUUUCAUUAAGUGUCUUAAUUUGUAUUUUAAGCACUUAAAGAGUUUAGCACAAAUGACUGGGGGAAAUGGAGCUGCUGAAAUUGGGGCUGAGAGGCUCGGACCAAAUUACAUGUGCACUAGGGAGGAGAGCUUAUUAACAGUAUGUACAUGAGCAGCUGCUGUUGGCACUUUAUUUUACUGAAGAACACAGAGAUAAAGGUUACAGCGUGGGUCUUCUGACAGAACUACACAACUGUUUGGUAUCUUUUUGUUUGUAUGUUAAAUUAAUUUAAACACUUCCUCCUCUUGGAUUCGUCUGGUCUGAGUUGAUUUCUAUCAUUUUGGAGGUUUGUUUUUAAAUUAAGUUGCCAGUGCUGUUUCCUCUUUGUUUCUUGUGUUCCUGAUGUUGCACUUUGGAGUUGUCUUUGAAAAAGUCUUCAUUUUGAUGUUAAAUAACCUGAAAUAUGUUACUACCCUGGGUGACCCGCUGAUAUUCCCAUAAUCCUUCUUUAGCCAUCCCCAUCUAUAUUUUAGAAUAUUAUGCAUAGGUUGCAGAGUCUUCCUUAAUAACCAGAAAACUGAAAUAAGGCUGUGUUCAGGUUAUGUUGUAAUGGAGAAAACACACUCCUCGUCCCCAUCUGAUGUUAUGUAUGUGCAUAGUUUUAUUAUAUAUUACUUUUGACCGUUGAAGUGUGAUUGCAUUUCACUGCCUCCUUUUGGAUACAUUGCUUGUCAAAAAUGUGACUAUGGAAACAACUGACAUGAUUUAUUACUGUUCAUUGCUGUGAGGGCUCAUGCCCAUCUGCUUGCCUGAAUUGAUGCUGUUAAACACAGUGGAGGUCUUUGAUACAAGCAAUACAAUGAUCUUUCUUCUG
Molecule: messenger RNA, 3596 nt
Organism: Monopterus albus (swamp eel)
Lineage: Eukaryota; Metazoa; Chordata; Actinopteri; Synbranchiformes; Synbranchidae
Gene: btbd9
Product: BTB (POZ) domain containing 9
Biological process (GO): adult locomotory behavior; circadian behavior; modulation of chemical synaptic transmission
Cellular component (GO): cytoplasm
Molecular function (GO): protein binding
Source: RefSeq, a predicted model, not a curated record